AUGGCGGCUCAGUACAGGCAGAUGGAGGAGUCUCUGCGGAGGACCUCUCAGCGGUCCAGGGAGGUUCUGGAGAGAGCCAGGCGCCGGGAGGUGGACUGGGGGGCCCCACACAGACAGGAGGGGAUCCGGACGCAGGACGCUGAGGACGAUGGGGAUCCGGUCACCCUGGAGGAAUCCUUCACCGCCAUGUCACACUUCAUGCGUCACACCACACAGCUCUGCAAGGCGUAUCACAGCUGUAUACCACCCCGGGGGAUCGAUGAACAGGAAAAGCAGCACAUUGGCCGAUUUCACGUCAGAAGAUCGCAGUGGGCGGAGCAGAGGACGGGAUCACGCCCGAACUUGCCAUCCAACCCCCUACCACCGCCUGGCAAGAAGAGGACGGACCCCCGGGACAUCUACAUCGAGGUGGCCCCUGGAACGUACCGCAUAUCCGCCGGCUCUCCGGACUGUCAGGCACAGACUCAGAUUGUGAACGUCACCCCCGGGCAGAGUGUUGACUUGACUUUUCAUGUCUAG
Molecule: messenger RNA, 519 nt
Organism: Staurois parvus
Lineage: Eukaryota; Metazoa; Chordata; Amphibia; Anura; Ranidae
Source: the annotation of a GenBank genome assembly